Messenger RNA from Plasmodium knowlesi strain H, 849 nucleotides. RefSeq names its product protein phosphatase, putative. Lineage: Eukaryota; Apicomplexa; Aconoidasida; Haemosporida; Plasmodiidae. The transcript has 7 exons. Gene Ontology annotation, biological process: dephosphorylation. Bases 1 to 849 code for a protein of 282 amino acids. The record is from RefSeq and is a predicted model, not a curated record. Gene Ontology annotation, molecular function: phosphatase activity.
AUGUGGAACCAACUGCAGGAAGGAGAUAAUGAAUACCCUACUAACAACAGAGGGAUUGCAAGCGGAUUCAAAAAAUACAAAAGCUUCAUCUACAUUUUGCUGAUAAUUCUGGUCGUUUUUGGCGUCUUCAUUUCUUACUACGAAUUGAACGAUAAACAGGUUGACUUCGAGCUUGACUGCAAUGAUCUAAACGAAAAAUGUCUCAAGUACAAAUAUCCAGAAUUUAAGCCUAAACGACUUAUCAUCGUUGACGUGAACUCUGAGAACAACAACGUUAUCCUAAGGAGUAGCGCCCCCUUAUUCAAUGGCGUAUUUUCCGAGGAACUACUGCGCAAGCACAUCAAGGAAGUUAUGGAAGAAGGAAAACUGAAAUACAGCGAUGACAUGGCUCUGUACAUAAUCUCCUUUUUGAGGAACGAUCCUAAGGAGGGAUGCUGCUACACCUCAGAAAGGUGUUACGUAAAAGACGCAAAUAUUGUUAACCAAAUUAUUCGGGGACAUCAGGAAGAUCCUUACGAAGUGGAUGCGAAGACCCUCGAUAAUGAACUGAAGAGCCUGAACUGGGAUACGGAUCAACUACUGAGCAGAAUAAAUGAACUGAAUGAAAAGUUUCAAACCAUGAAGAACACCAUCUUCAUUAUCCACUGCAGAAGGGGAAGAGAUAGAACAGGAGAGUACGUCGGCGCGUACAAAAUGAUUGUAAAAAAACAAAACUUUGACUCAGUUAUGAAGGAGAAUGAAGAGAUAGGAAAGGUUAAGAGUCCCUAUGUGAAAAUGGAAAAAUGGCUGUGCCUGUACUUGGAAAAGGUUAUGGGAUACACCGACAUAGGUUGCUACGACUUUAGGUGA